This is a messenger RNA of Triticum aestivum (bread wheat), 3871 nucleotides long. Its product is annotated as protein Rf1, mitochondrial. Bases 69 to 2690 code for a protein of 873 amino acids. Gene Ontology annotation, molecular function: protein binding. The record is from RefSeq and is a predicted model, not a curated record. The transcript is spliced from 2 exons. Lineage: Eukaryota; Viridiplantae; Streptophyta; Magnoliopsida; Poales; Poaceae.
CCACUCAAAAGAUUCACUCCAAACACUCCGCCGCGCACGAACGAACACGACGGCCGUCCCCGACGCUGAUGUCCCGCCGCAUCCGCCUUCGCCGCGCGCUCCUACUCCGGCUGAAGUCCGGCCUGCGCCACUCCUUUACCUCGCCGUUUUCCCGCCUCCGCAUCCGCCUCCGCCGCUAUUCCACCGCGCCGAUGUCUCGCCUCCGUCUCCGCCUCCCCCGCGGCAGCUCCUCCCCCACCACACUGAUACCCCGCCUCCGGCUCCUCCGCCGCUGCUCCACCUCCACCUCCACGUCGUCGCCCUCACGCUCCUGGUCUCCCCGAGACGCCUUUGCCGCGGCCACGGAGCGUGUUCGCGCCGGGACGCUCAGCCUGGAAGACGCUCACAAACUGUUCGACGAAUUGCUCGGUCAGGCCACCCCGGUCCCGGAGCGCUCCCUGAACGGCUUCCUUGCCGCCCUCGCCCGCGCGCCCGCCUCCGGUGCCUGCAUCAGAGAUGGCCCCGCCCUUGCAGUGGCUCUCUUCAACCGUGUGUGCAGAGAGGAAGCCGGCGCGCAGGUGGCGGCGCUCACAGUUUGCACCUACAACAUCCUCAUGGACUGCUGCUGCCGUGCGCGUCGUCCGGACCUAGGGCUUGCCUUAUUUGGCUGCUUCCUCAGGAAGGGCCUGAAGACAGACCAGACCGGCGCCAACACCUUCCUCAAGUGCCUCUGCUACGCGAAACGGACGGAUGAGGCUGUGAACGUGCUCCUCCACAGGAUGUCCGAGCUCGGCUGUGUGCCUAAUGCCGUUUCGUACAACACUGUUCUGAAGGGCUUAUGCGACAAUAGCAUGAGUCAGCGGGCGCUCAACCUGCUCCAGAUGGUGGCGGGAAAAGGAGGUGGCUGCUUCCCUGAUGUGGUGGCGUAUAGCACGGUCAUCCAUGGCUUUUUUAAGGAGGGUGAAACAGGGAAGGCAUGCAGUCUAUUCCAUGAAAUGAUGCAGCAAGGGAUUGUGCCCAGUGUGGUGACAUAUAACUCGAUUAUUGAUGCGUUGUGCAAGGUCAGAGAAGUGGACAAGGCAGAGCUAGUCCUUCGUCAGAUGGUUGCUAAAGGUGCUCAACCCGAUACAGUGACAUAUAAUUGCAUGAUCAAUGGAUAUGCCACAUCUGGGCGGUUGAAAGAGGCUGCUAAAAUGUUCAGAGAAAUGAAAAGCCGGGGUCUUACACCAAAUGUUGUUACUUGCAACUCGUUCCUGGCCUCCCUUUGCAAGCACCGAAGUAGCAAAGAAGCUGCAGAAUUUUUUGAUUCCAUGACAGCCAAGGGCCAAAAACCUGAUAUCAUCUCGUAUUGUACUUUGCUUCAUGGGCAUGCCAGAGAAGGAUGCUUUACUGAUAUGAUUGAUCUCUUUAAUUCAAUGAAAAGCAAUGGUAUUGCAGCCGACUGCCAUGUUUUCACCAUAUUAAUUGAUACCUAUGCUAAACGCGGAAUGAUGGAUGAUGCAAUGCACAUAUUUACGGAAAUGCAGCAACAAGGUGUGAGUCCAAAUGUUGUCACAUAUUCAACUGUAAUAUCAGCACUUUCUAGAAUGGGUAGGUUGACCGAUGCUAUGGAAAAAUUUAAUCAGAUGGUUGCCUUGGGAGUACAGCCGGAUAGAGCUAUUUAUCAGUCCCUAAUUCAGGGCUUUUGUAUGCAUGGUGGUUUGGUUAAAGCUAAGGAGUUGGUUUCUCAAAUGAUAAACAAAGGUAUUCCUCAUCCUAACAUUGUGUUCUUCAAUUCAGUAAUAAACAGUAUGUGCAAGGAAGGCAGGGUUAUGGAUGCACAUGAUAUCUUUGACUUGGUUAUAGACAUAGGUGAUAGGCCUGAUGACACUUCAUUUAAUUCACUGAUUGAUGGAUAUUGCUUAGUCGGGAAGAUGGAUAAAGCAUUCGGAAUGCUUAAUGCCAUGGAAUCAGUUGGUGUUGAGCCUGAUAUUGUUACUUACAGUACACUUGUUAAUGGCUAUUGUAGAAAUGGAAGGAUCGAUGAUGGUUUGACUCUGUUUAGAGAAAUGAUGUGCAAGGGAGUUAAACCUACAACUGUGACAUAUGGCAUCAUACUGGAUGGGUUGUUUCAUUCUGGGAGAACUGUUGCUGCAAUGAAAAUGUUCCAUCAGAUGAUUGAAAGUGGAACAACAGUGACCAUUUCCACGUACAGUAUAAUACUUGGAGGUCUUUGUAGAAAUAAUUGUGCAGACGAAGCGAUUGUCCUGUUCCAGAAAUUAGGAGCAAUGAAUGUAAAGUUCAGUAUUACAAUACUCAAUACCAUGAUUAAUGCAAUGUACAAGGUUCAAAGAAAAGAAGAAGCUAAGGAGUUGUUCGGUACAAUAUCAGCCAGUGGGUUGGUGCCUAAUGAAUGUACUUAUGGAGUAAUGAUAAAAAAUCUUCUGGAAGAAGGAUCAGUGGAAGAAGCUGACAAUAUGUUUUCGUUUAUGGACAGGAGUGGUAUAGUCCCCAGCUCCCGUCUCAUGAAUGAUAUCAUCAGAAUGUUGUUGGAAAAAGGUGAGAUUGCCAAGGCCGGAUAUUAUCUGUCUAAAGUUGAUGGAAAGAGCAUAUCACUUGAAGCUUCAACUACUUCAUUGAUGUUUUCUCUCUUUUCAAGGAAAAGCAAAUAUCAGGAGGAUAUGAAAUUGCUCCCUGCAAAGUAUCAAAUUUUCGACGGAUUAGUUGUCUAGCUGGUAUGUUGCAUAUGAGAUUAACUCCUCGGAAAGCACAAUUGAAUUUGCUUGCGUAAAGCCCUCCUGCCUGCUUAAGAUAUCCAAUCUUAUGCAUGACGCUGCACUGUCUCUACAGAAAAGAUUGAGUGACUUCGAAAUACCUAGCGACGCUUAUUUCAGACAUGCUGAAAACCAGCAACUGUUUUGAAACCAGCAAACAAUAAUAUGAGAUAGUUACAUGGAUUUUUUUCUCGAGAAAACGCAAAAUACCUUUGCGUUUCAUUUCAUUGAAAAGGCGGGAGUUUGGGUUACAAUCCUCCUAGGAUUGCAGCAUUUAUCAAAGUACACCUCUAUGCUUGAAUUACUGCUCUGUAAGUGGAGCAGCUCAUACCCAUUGAAAUCAAGGCAUCUGCAUCACCUGAGGGGCCACCUUUCUAACAUGGAUGGCUAUGCUGCUUCCCGCUGUGGAAAACGGCAAUGAUUGUUGAGCCAUCUGUGAUUUUGCAAUCUAUGUAAAACAGUGCCAUUCCUUUAUUUGCAUGUAUUUUUAGCAAUGUCACUCUCAGUGGUCUGCUACGUAUGCAAUGGUGGAUUUACUUUUAAUUCUCAGUGCUCAUGCUGAAAUCUCCUAUACUCUAUGCUGCUGUCAGUUGUACUGGUGGAGCUUGUUGCAUAAAGGUAAUGGUAUGGCCAUGAAUUUACUGGUGUGACUGAACUUUCACUUUAGUCUGCAGAUCGGGUGACAGAGGAGAAGGAAUCAAAGCAUUUGCUUGACGAAAGUUUCUUGCUCUUGUACACUGAAUUUUGUGUACUGCUGCAGUUCCGGUCCCCUGAAUUUGUGUACUGCUCUGCGACAGUAAGGGUUCCAACAAUCCAACUUGCAGCCUUUACCUUCUCCGUUCAUAUCUUGGUCUCUGCUACCCUGACAUGUGCGCUAUCUGAAAAUAGUUGAAGGCAAACCAUUCUUACGUUCUUCCUCAAUCUUUUCGAUGAACAACAUAACUUAGAUGUCAACUGAGUUUGCGAGGAAUUGGGGUGGAUUGGAAAGGCUCUGAAAAGGUCUUCAUUCUCGUAUGUUACUGAAACUUUGGUUACAUAGAAAGCUAGAUUCAGUCGCAGAGCUAGCUAAGCAUUCAGCCAAAUUCCUGUUUGUAUUCAGCAUGUAAAAAUUAAGAUUUAGCCAUUUUUUAGCAUAGUUU